Molecule: messenger RNA, 11761 nt
Organism: Anas platyrhynchos (mallard)
Lineage: Eukaryota; Metazoa; Chordata; Aves; Anseriformes; Anatidae
Source: RefSeq, a predicted model, not a curated record
UGCUUCUGCGCUGCUCUUGUGGGAGGGCAGCAAGCUCCAAGAGCUGAGGGCUCUGAAACGCUGCUCUAAAGCCUGGCUGCAAGGAGGGGUCUGCUCGUCCUGGACGCCUGCUCCUGGCUGAUGAUUUGUUUCGGUGCAUGUGACAGCAUUGCAGCAAUGAGUGGAAUUUUAAAGAGGAAGUUUGAAGAAGUUGAUGGCUCCUCACCUUGUUCCUGCGUGUGGGAAUCAGAUGAUGACAUUUCUAGCAGUGAAAGUGCUGACAGUGGAAGCAAUGUCCACCCAUCAGCUUCUAAUCAUUUUACCCGUGCAUGUGACAGCAUUGCAGCAAUGAGUGGAAUUUUAAAGAGGAAGUUUGAAGAAGUUGAUGGCUCCUCACCUUGUUCCUCUGUGCGGGAAUCAGAUGAUGACAUUUCUAGCAGUGAAAGUGCUGACAGUGGUGAUAGUGUCAAUCCAUCCACUUCUAAUCAUUUUACCCCUUCAUCAAUCCUUAAAAGAGAGAAGAGGAAGAGAACAAAAAAUGUCCAUUUUAACUGUGUUACUGUGUAUUACUUCACGAGAAGGCAAGGCUUCACCAGUGUUCCUAGCCAAGGAGGAAGCACACUGGGAAUGUCCACUCGCCACAACAGUGUGCGCCAGUACACGCUUGGAGAGUUUGCAAUGGAACAGGAGAGGCUUCACCGGGAGAUGCUAAGAGAGCAUCUAAGGGAGGAAAAACUCAAUUCUCUAAAAUUAAAGAUGACAAAGAAUGGUACAGUGGAAUCUGAAGAGGCGAAUACCCUGACACUGGAUGACAUUUCUGAUGAUGAUAUUGAUCUAGACAACACUGAAGUAGAUGAGUACUUCUUUCUACAACCCCUGCCGACAAAAAAGCGAAGGGCACUGCUACGAGCUUCUGGAGUGAAGAAGAUUGAUGUGGAAGAAAAACAUGAGCUGCGGGCCAUCCGGCUGUCCAGAGAGGAUUGUGGCUGUGACUGCCGUGUGUUUUGUGAUCCAGAAACUUGCACUUGCAGUCUUGCAGGCAUAAAAUGUCAGGUGGAUCGUAUGUCUUUUCCAUGCGGUUGCACUAAAGAAGGGUGUAGCAAUACAGCAGGUAGAAUUGAAUUUAAUCCUAUCCGUGUACGGACUCACUUUUUGCACACAAUAAUGAAACUCGAAUUGGAGAAAAAUAGAGAGCAGCAAGUUCCAGCACUAAAUGGCUGCCACAGUGAGAUAAGUGCACACACUAGUUCUGUGAGUCCAGGACCCCAUCCGGUUGAAUAUUCAAUUGCAGAAAAUUUUGAGAUUGAAACUGAAUCUCAGGCUUCAGUUAUGCAUUCUCAGUCAGCCGAGGACUUGGACUGCCCUGGGGAAGAGGAGGAAGAGGAAGAUGGGAGUAGCUUUUGUAGUGGAGUUACAGAUUCUAGCACUCAGAGUUUAGCCCCUAGUGAAUCAGAUGAUGAGGAAGAGGAAGAGGAAGAUGAGGAAGAUGAUGAGGAAGAAAAAGCAGAUGAUUUUGUAGAAAGCAUGGGCUCCCAUGCUAAUAUGGUGCCUCUUCCUUCUGUCCUUUGCUACUCUGAUGGAACUGCUGUGCAUGAAAACCACUCUAAAAACGCCUCAUACUAUACUAACUCUUCAAAUCUGUAUUACCAAAUAGAGAACCAUGUUGCUGGCACUGCUAACCAGAUUGGUGAGACUUACUCAGAAAGGGAUGCUGUAAAGAAUGGUAGUCUUUCUCUGGUGCCUUACAACAUGACUUCAGAACAGUUUGUUGACUACACACGGCAAUCAGAGGAAACUUUUAGCAGCCCUCAUUACCCUUCUGCAAAUCCCUCAGUGAUUGUUUGCUGCUCAUCUUCUGAAGGUGAUAGCAGUGCUCCAUGUAACAGUUUAUACACUGAGCAUAGGCCAAGUCACUCUCAAGUGGAAUUUCACUCAUACUUGAAAGGUCCUUCUCAAGAUGGAUUUGUUUCAGCUUUGAAUGGCGAGAGUCGUGUACAAGAGCACCCUGCUGAGAAUUCACUAAACCUCCCAGAAAGGAGCAGACUGCACGAAGAGUGCAUCAAAUCACCAGUGGUAGAAACGGUACCUGUUUAAUAUUAAAAUUCUCCUAGGACUGACUUCCUGUAUUGAAAUGCACUCAAACUGGAUUUCCUAGAAUCUUACUUUUUUUAAGAGGUAGAAAACACUUGGACUAUCGUCAGUGUUCCAGACACAUUUUGUUUUCUCAAGCUACAUUGGCAGUGGCAUUGCACAAAGUCAGUUUGUAAUGUAAAGAUUUAAAAAAAAAAAACACACAACAAAAAAGAAACAAACACAUCAAACUGUCUUUUGAUAAAAAUAGAACACGUAAGUAAAAAAACACACCCAACAUAUUUCACAGUAGCCUACCUGUCAAAGUAUGUGAAACCUGCCAAGCUAUCUGAAUCAAAGCUUCACGUUUCUGAUUGUCGGGCCUGUGCAAGAUUGUUAAAAAUGAUACUUUGAAAUGAUCAUGUUUAGAGUCCUAAUUUUCAACAUAUCUGAAAAGAUGGUAAGUUUAAUGUAAGUAAUUACUGUACAAAAAUGUUUUAAUUGUUCUGUACUCUAUGUAUUUUAUUUAUGGUAGUUUAGUAGUCAUGUUUUGAUAAAAAUGAAGAGCAUGUUCAUUUGAACAGAAAAUCCAUAACUAGUAACAAAGAGCAUGUUCAAUUUUCAUCUGGAGUACCAUGUAUUCUUCCUUUUUAAAAAAUACUAUUUCCGAUAGAUUAUCUUGAAAUGCAUUUUUAAAGUACUGUUUUCUCUUUUUACUGUUCUUGACCAACAGAAGAGUCAGAAAGGGGGCAUUUGUAUCUUUUAGGAAGGUGAAAGGUAGACAAUCCUCCAUCAAAAUUAAAAUCAGUGGCAUUUUCAGAACUAGUACCCCCCUCCCCAAAGAAUGAUCUUGUAUAUAAUAGCAAAGCAGUAGCUUAAGCUUGCACAGCACCUUUUAACCCAACAAACAUUCUGAUACUUAUGCACUUUAGUGCCAUUUUGCAGUACUAUAUUAACUGUGAGAACUGUGAACUAUUUUGGAGAAAUGCCAUAGCUCCAGACUCUGAGGUAUACGUAAGAUCUCCAAAAUUCAUUGUAGAAAAUGUUUUCCCAAGUCAGGUUAAGAAUAUGCUAGUAAGUAAUUUUAAAAUAGCAGAGUCUUGCUGAUCACAGUUUAAAUGAAGCAUGGAAAAUAAUGUGAAAGUGUCUAUAUUUUCCCAUUAAGCAGUUUUUAUGAAAUAAGAAGGUUUUUGUGGACUUCUGAUUGUAUCCCAGAUUUCCAGAGUCACUCGGUCUAAUUAGGAACCAGUAUAUUCAAUGAGGGAACAUAGCUUCAGAGAUUUUAUGUCUGCUGAAGUUUCCAAGCAAAAUAACAUGCUCAUCAUAAGGAUAUCCAUUAACUUCUACUCCAUUUGUUUUAAAAUUACAUGGAAAUUAAAAUACCUACUGUAUUUUACAGUCUUUAGGUUAUUAACACUGCUUUCUUCAAGAAAUGGAUGUUGUAAAAGCCUAUUUUUUCUAUACACUGAUAAUUCUCUAUUGCCUUAUUUUGAUUUCAGAAGCUAUUUUAGUAUUUUCUUCUAAUACUGAAAUUUUAUUAUACAUCAGGUAGGUUGGAAUGUAGAUCUGUCACGUUUGCCAAAAUAAGAAUUAGCAUCUUAGUUUUUACCUGUGACAAAUCUAGAUAGUUAGCAGUAUGCAUGUAAACACAGCGUAUAUUUCAGCUCUGUAACACUGACUGUUUUGGUUAGAAGAUCUUCACAACAUCAUGUAUAGUACUCCAGUAGAAGAAUUGCCAGAUUUAAAAUAUGCUUUCAAAAAAAUAAGCUUAGCAAUGUUUUUUAAUGAGAUCUGAGUAUCUCAUUUCUUGAGAUCAGUGAUUUCUGAUUUUUAUUUUUACACUAAAUUAGCAAAAUAUUUUUACUCCAUGUAGUAACUGGAAAGUUUUUUUAUUUCUUUGUUUCCACAAGAAACCCUCUAUUGUUUCAUGUCCUUAGUUCUCUAGGGACUGAAUUCCACAUUAACAACAGACUCCAUCUCCUGGGAAAGUGCAGUGAUGUUGAUUAACUGGCUCAGCAGGCCCUGCUCCUCCCAGUUGCAGAACACCCUAAUCCCUUUCUGUACAGGCUGAGUAGCCAGGUAAAAUGCAUGUGUUCACUACUUCCAUAUAGCACAUACCCAUCUUUAUUUUUAAAGGAAAACACUUCAGCGCAUCAAAAGUUUUGCAUGCAAGAAUAAGAAUGGUUCUGCUCAAGUUAUUCGACAGGCAAACAUAACAAGUCUCUUUGUAUGUAGGUAUCUUGCAUUAACAGCAGGCUUAAAUCUGGCAAUCUCACUCAACACCAGCAGCAAAAGCACAAAUCCCUUCUUGAGUUGGGAGAAUAGCUGUGACUCAAUAACAGCUUUUUAACUUUAGAGUGUGUUGGCUACUGGAGAAUCAUGCACACUUUACCACAGUAUUACUCUCAGGGGUAAGUUAAAUGAAAUAUGUUUGUUUCAUUAUUCACCCCCUAACUGAGCAAUAAGAGGUUAUUUUCUUGGCCCCUAUGCUUUCAAAUGAUAAAUACCUUUAAUAAUAUUAGCAAGCACAGUAAGUGAUUAACUUUAUAAAAUACAUCUCAGCUAGCUUUAAGAUACUGAGAUGCUAGUUCACUAUUAUCUCUUGGCAAAAUCUUCAGACCCCUGGCCUCCUUAAUAUUAACAUCUUUAUAAAUUUCUGAGUAUACUUAGAUGUGUAUGUUUCUAGGGGCAUUGGGUAAAUACAGCUAAAUUCUCUAAAGCUUGCAGCAUAGGACAACAAGUAGAUAGGAUAAAAGCAGAGCGACUAUGAAAGAACAUUUGCUACAUUAUUUUCCCUUGCUUAAAAGUACCUAAUUCCUGGGAGUUGCAAAAUAAAAUGUGCAGGAUAAAGAUUUAUUUUGAAAAAAUAUUCUUAACUACCUGCUGCUAACGCAGACUGCAUAACCCUUCUUUUGAUCUACUGUUUUGUGAUCAAGAUUCAGUCUCAGGGUACAAACUAAAGAAACCUUGUUUAGUUCUUGCAACAAGUUAAGAAGUCAAGUCUGUUGGUAAUUCAUGGAGAUAUCCUGGUAGCUAUACUAAGAAUAUCAACAAGCCUUCUGAAAGAGAUAAACUCAUACUACGGGGGAGGGGGAGGACAAAAACACAACCAACAACAAACAAAAACAAGUAUAUUUUUUUCCAGUAUAGUUCAAUCUGUUCCCCGAACUACGAACCAGCAAAAUAUUAUGCUAAACCCUUUGUGGUCAUUUAUAAGUUAACUAGAGUGAAAAAGAAAUAGUCACAGCCCUGCCCAAAAGAGGUACGCUAAUUUAACUGUGAAAUCUAGUGUAGGCUGUAGAAACCAGGUGAGAAUUAAAGUUCCUAUCUGUUGAUUUUCAUGUAUUGUUUAGAAGACCAAAGUACUCUCCAAGUAGCGAAAAAUAAAUUUAAAUUGUGGUCUGGAGAAUUUUCUAGUCUUUAUAUUCUGGGCUAGUAUAUAAUUACAUAUGCUGCGUCCCAUUUCCCAGUUAGUUAAUAUUAAUGUUGAUAACAAGGUCCUAUCAUUUUUGGGCAAGCUUAUUUCUACGUGAUAAAAGUAUUAUGUUAUUAAGUGAUAAACAGCAGUGUUUGCUUCUAUAUAGAUAUGGCAUAUCAUUUGUGGAAAUGUUUACUUUACUGAUAGCUGUAUCAGGUUUUUCUCCUAAUGUAUUUGGCUACUGAUAAGCACUCAUAAGAAGCCAGAUAAUAAACUGGCAGAUAAUUUAUGGUUACCUUAGGUAGUUCAGAAAAAUACAUUAAAAAAAAAAAAAAAAAAGCAUGCCUCCCUCUGUUAAAAUAAAAUUGGAUUUUCAAACAGAAGAUCAAUGAAAUAGCACAUAAAACUGAAUCCCUUUUUGCCCAUAAUGUGAACUUUGCCUGUCUUCGAAAAAUGCAUUGUUAAAGUUUAUAUAUAAAGCUUUAACUGAUGUUAGCCAUAAAAGUGGAGCUUUAGUGGCAAAAUUGCAGCAAUCACAUUUUUUCCUAAGAGCUGUAAUUCAAUUCAUACCCAUUGAAACAUUUUUGAAAAAAAAACAAAGAACUGAUUAGCAAAAGUUUCUAUGAUUUCUUCUCAAAACUUUUUUUUUUUUUUUUUUUUUUUUUUAACCGGGUACAGGUUAUUUAGAUAAGAAAGGUUUAAAUUUGUAAAGUUUUACUAUUUUGCAUUUAUAUAAGUUGCUGCUAGUGAAUCAUUUGAGUUGACAUUUAUGUCUUUUAAGGCUAUUGAUUACCAUCAAUUGCUAUAAUUAUGGUUCAUUCCACUCACUGCUCUGUUAACUGCAUCAGUUAACAAUGCCAUCCUGCCUUUUGUAUAAGUUCUACAGAAAAUGCAUGUAGUAUUCAUGCUACUGUUACUCUCAGAUCCAGUUUCCAAUCUUAUCUGGGUGUUGUAUUUCAGUAAAUGUGCUAUCAAACUGAUACUGUAACAUUCCCUGCCCCAUAAUCAACUGAGAGGUUGUCUUCACUAAACACAGCUCACUUUUAAAGAUUGAAUACAUACAUUUGUAAGCAAAACGGAACGUGUUAUUUUUUUUAAAUAUUUCAGAUGUUCACGAUACUUUGAUGGAAAUGUGAUAUACUGGAUAGAGUACUUGGCUAAGACAGAGGAGACCUUUUGGCUUUGCCUUUGUCUUGCUCCAUCACUUGGAAGUGCUCUGGUUUGCAAGGUACUUGGAGAUGUUGUGAUAAAAAUAUUCUGUAGAACAGACAGAAUACUAUUUUGUCCUCUUUUUUUUCUGGAUUGGUAACUAAAUUUCUGUACUGCAAACUAAGUCACUUUCCUAAUAAAGCCCAGUCCAGCUCGGAAGUGAAUAGAAAUUGCAUCACUAAUGUGAAACAGCAAACAAAAGCAAGCUCUUUUUUUCCAUGGACCAAAUUAAUAAGCAAAAAUUUAACAAUGAAUUUUGUAAAGAAAAUCAGAAUAAAAGUUUGUCUUACCUAUUAAGUGCCCUACCUUUGAGCAGCAAGACUGUAAUUUGUCAACGACACCAUAGUUGGUAGCAACAGGCAAUCUUACUCCUCUGUGUAUCUUCUUUUGCCAGUUGAAUCCUUUGAGUUUAAACUUCUUGCUGAGGCUGGUCCUUUGGUGAAGCCAGAGUCCUCUCUCUAAGUUUAAGCAAAAGAGACAGUUGGACCCACAGUACUGUUUUAAAGGCAUUUGCAGAACAAAAAAAAUCCUGUGGUAUAACUAAUGAGUUAUAUAAACUUGUGCAUUAUGCUAGUUUAGUUUCCAAAAGCAGUCAGGACAGGCACAGAAGACGAUGAUAUGGGCAAUCCUUAAUCUUUAGGGGUGUUACACUUUCUUACUGGGGCUCAAGAGUAGUUAUAUCAUCUACUUUAUUACUGUUUCAGAACAUUUGAUGUAAAAUACUUAGAAAAGCUAGAAUUAACUGAGAGGAUAUAUUCUAUAGAAUUUAUUUCUAAAAUACUAAAUCUGAUUACUAUUUUUUUAAAUAGUAGAAAGCUACUGUUAUUUUCAAAACAUGCACAGGUAGAGUUCAUUAACAUGUUCCUUGGCAUGAGAAAUUUCAACAUUUGCUUUUUCAAUAUUUCUUAAAAAAAAAAAAAAAAAAAGUAUCUUUAAGUAUCUUAAUUUUGCUGUUCUCAGUAAUCACUGCCUAUAUGCAAAUUAUUAAUUGUCCAUUUUCUCCAAGAAAAUUCAAAGUACAAACCUUAUGAAGUGAUGACUACAUGCUAUUCAGUUGUAAAGAUAUGAGUGAACAUGUGACAUGCAUGAGUUCUUCAUAAGUGCUUCCUGUUCACGGUCUCUUCCUCCUCCUCCAUCACAGGCAGCUUUUAAUUUGGUUGUUCUGAAGCAUUGUUACCUAAGGAGGAAGAAACCUAUAAAUAUUGUUGAGAACUUUCUGUCACUCUGCUGGCUGAUAUCAAGAAUUUUAAUUACUGUAAGAACAUCCAAUUCAUUUAAAACAUCUCCAUAUUUUGCAGCCUUAGUUUUUGUUUUUUCCUUCCUCCCUUAAUCUAUGUAUCUGGGAAAGGUUUGUUGUACAGUAAGGUUUUUAAUUAAAAUCAAAUGAAUGUGAGGGCAACUCUAGUGUCCUCUGUGCAAGCUACCCGUUACUCUGGAAGAAGAGUAGAUUAUAAUUUUCACUUACGUUAGCAAGCAGACAAAUUGGAACUGUGGUGAAAAACGUCCUCUCCUCCUCAUUGGCUCUGAAUAGACAGUUAUCAGGGAGUGAUCCCAGCGGGGUUCCUACACACACUCCCUUUGCAUACACACAAACAGAAAGGAAAAUUACCCCCAUAAGCUGCCAACAUGUGGUAGGGGAUCCUCUUGAAGCCUGCAGAUCCACAGGAAGAGAGUCAUGCUUGAUACAGCAGAGCCCCAGUACAGGAUGAAAACCUAUGACUGGGGAAAGCAGAAAAACUUUACAUAAGAAAAAGUUCAUGAUACUGUACAUUGUUGCUUUUCAAUUGAGAUGAUACCAGGGUUAGGACAAAAAAUAAAUAAAGGUAAACUUCAUUUAUGUAUUCAAAUAUUUUCAAUUGAAUCUUAGCAGUGACACUUUGAUAAAACACCUGAAGAAAACUAAUGUCAAAUAGAACUAAGUCAAAGAAGUUUGCCUUAUGGGUGUUUGUCUCUAACUGUGCACUUGCCAGUGAGCCAUCAAGACUGGAUUAGCUUUUCUUGAUGGGCAGGAAAAAUGGUGGAAUGUACAAAUGAACACCACUGUUCUAAUAUGAGGAUCAAGGUAAUUCUGUUGUCUCGAGACAUGGGCAGAUACACCUUGGGGUGAGUGAUGGGUAGACAGAAAGGUCAGUUUAGAGGAAAAGGAGGAAGCAGGCAGGAGGUAGAUUAAUAAGGACUUUUUUUUUUUCUUCUUCUAAAAAGGGCAAAAAAAAAAAAACAAAUACUAUAUAGGAGAGAAUAAAAGAAUAGGGGAAAAAAAAAAAAAGGAAAGGAAAGGAACAUAUCCCCAAAACAGGAAUGGAAAAGUAUAUGCCUGUUCACUACAAGUUUAGCCAUAUCAAAUAAUAAUAUGAAUUUUGUUAUUUAAAAUAUUUUAAAGCAAAUAUGAACUUGGUGCAAAUAGAAAAUGUUGUUUUGCCAUAGAAAUUGUAUGUAGGCAAAAUAUUAAAUAAAAGACUUAUCCAAAAGCAUGGGGUAAAAACAACAAAAGAAAAUAAAACACUAGAAGCUACGCUACCAUGUCUUUUCUUUACCUAUGUCAACUGCAAAGUCAAGUUCAGUAUCAUUUAUCAGCUCCUAGACACAUGUUCCUCAAAUAACAACAGACACUAAAAGCAAAAAAAAAGAAGCAUGUGUCCUUUUUAUUAGCAUUUUAGCUUGGAAUUUUCAAAUGGGACUUCGUAUAUUAGGGUAGCUAAUUUUUCUCUACCAGAAACUUUUUUUUUUUUUUUUAAAGAACUUCUCAAGAAUGAAAUUUGAAAUCUGGAUUAUGGGCAAAGGUCAUCCUUGCUGGGGUAGUGGGGGAUUGAUUAUUGUAAAAACAGUCACCCAUUUGUGUUUUUCUGAGAUGCUGAUUGAGCAUAGGUUUUUAGUUUCUUGAAUAGAUUUGAACAUUAUGUGCACGGGCAGCUAGUUCUUCUAACAAAAAAAACCAACAAAACACAAGAAAGCAUGCUAUUUUUCUAAAUACCAUUACACACAAAUACCACCAUGUUAGUUUUCACAUAACAAUGCCCACAUAAACAAUGCUUAACAACUGGGUCCUUCUUUUAAUUGACGGAUGUAGGCACUUCUAUGGAAAUAUGUCUGAAGUGUAGUUUGUGAAACAUGUUUUAAAGUGUUUGAUGUAAAAUAAGCGCUAGACAUUUAACAGUGCAAAAAUAGUCAAAAUCUGUAGGUUACAAAUUUGUUCCUAAGAGCCUCAGCCUGUAAUAGUGUCUUAGUAAAGUCAAUCUUUUAAGUUAAAUUGCAUUCUGGUGUAAUAACCUUUUGCAAAUAAAAUGAUUAAUACAGAUGUACUGGUUAAUACCUGUUAACAUAAAAUAUAGCAGUUUUGUUAUUUUGAUUUGUUUCUAUCUACAACUAGUAGUUAGCAAUUUUGUAAAAAAAAAACAAAGCAUUUAUUACAUUUUUACGUUUAAUGUUUUCAUUGUUCUAACAAAUACGAACUAUGUCAAAUUUACACUGUCUAUUCCAAACCUUUCUUUUUUGAAGGUUCAUCUCUCUCUCUGUAUAUAUAUUUCCCCAUAAAAAUAUAAAAUUGCUUUGAAAAUUUUUGUUGGCAAGUGGUAAAUAAUAGGCCACAGCAUGGAUUCAAAAGUUGAUGGUCUUUUCAGACAUGUAAUCCAUUCAAAUCAGACUAGUAAAAUUGUGGUGUAAUUGCAGCAAUUUAUUUAAAAUUUGUACAUUACAUCUAACUUUACUAUUUUUUGAGAAAUAGAACUAUUAAGUAAUUAACAUUUUCCAUUACAGAUGAUCUUGCAUACUAAAGUUAUGGAGAUCUCAACAGUAAAGCAACAUAUUUAAUUGGACUACUGCUUUUAAACUGUUUGAAGAAGCCAAGGGAAAGAAAUUCCAUCCUAAAUCUGUACAUGGAAAUAAUUUUAAACUUCACGAACUACACAUUUCCUUAAUUAGUUUCUUCUCUUUCUUAAAUAAGUUGUAACAUCAAAGAUGCCAAAGGGUAAUAUAAGCUACAAUAAUAUUCAACAGAACUUAACCUAGACCUUAUGUUGUAAUAAUUUAUUCAAAUUAACUGUAUUCUUCUGUAUUUAUAUUUUCAGUAUUUAUUAUGAAUGAUAUGGAAUUUGAUGUAUUUAUUGUGGCUUACUACUGCAGUGUAUAUAUUACAAAAAUGAGCAUUUUUAAGUCUUAACAUUAGUUUUUUUGUUAAUUAGUGGCACUUGUAUCGGCUGUAUUUUUAUUAUAUAUUGUACAAUAUAUAUUGUCCAUUUGUUUGCAAUGAAGUAAAACAGGUUUCUACGUUACAUCAUGGCUGCCAGUGCAUUGUGCAUCUUAUUUCUACUUUGCAGUCACUAGACAUUCCUUUCUUCCCUAGCGGAAUCAGAAUUAGUACUGCACAUCCUCUCCAAGACUGCAGAACCUAUAAAGCAGCUCUGUGAAAUUUCAAGCAUUUUGCCCAUUCCUCAUAGUCUGAUAGUAUAAGAAGAAACUCUUGCAGUUUUUUGUUUUGUUUUGUGUGUUAAACCUAAUCAGCAUAUAAACAUUUAAGAAAUCAACUGAAAUGCCUCAUUUGGUAUAUCUGUUUGCCCUUUAAUGACACUACAGCACAUACUUUUCUUUGGCCAGUGGAAUAAACUACAUGAUUACUCUGCAGAUAAUCCUAUUGGUUAAAAGUUAAUGAAAGAAUGGUUUUCAACAGCUGUAGGGGAAAAAAAUUGCAACAGCUCUCUCUGGUGGCCAAUUUGGAGUAAUUUUAUGGAACAAAUCAUUUUAAUGGCUACAAUGGCAGAGAAGCUGCACUGCUAAAUUUCAGGAGAACUGCUUAAUUAUUCUGAGAAUUGCUGAUCAACAUUGCUUCAUUAAGAUUUAACAAUACAGUUUUGUGCCAUCUUUUUAAUCUGAUACUUAUAAAAACUGAACUUUACAUUUGUAAAAGGUAAGUCGUCUGCAAGUGUGGUGACAAAUUAUGUACUGCUGAAUUACUUGUAUUUACAACAACUGCUAAAGAUAUUAAGUUGUUCUCUGUGUUCUAAAAAAAAAGUUCUCACAAGAUUUAAUGUAGCAUUUGUUUUUAAUUUGUUAGGAGUUACACAUGAGAAUAAAUGAACCUUUCUUAUCAAA